Messenger RNA from Symbiodinium necroappetens, 3864 nucleotides. The record is from the annotation of a GenBank genome assembly. Lineage: Eukaryota; Dinophyceae; Suessiales; Symbiodiniaceae.
AUGUCCGCCUACGCAGUGGGCUCCAAUAUCCCCCCUGUUGUGGCCUUGGUUUCUGCGUGCCAGGCAAUGCAGGCACAGGCAAAAGACAGGCGUGCAAGCCGAGCAUGGCGGCUCACUCCUGCGGUCAUCUCGCCUCCAGAUGCCAACCAGCAUCGUCAGGAGCGGGCGUUCCGCUCUCAAAGCUGGGAGGAGCCUGAAACCAGCCAUCCUAGUGCAGUGUUCAACAUAUUUUGCAGCAGUUGCCACUACCUGCUGUCUGAGCAUGGCGAGAUGAUGCAAAUGAUGGCGAGCCCGUCCUCUUUUGCUUUUUCCACAAGUCAGCCUCCACAUGGGGUGAUUCUGACGGGAAGCUCGUGCAAGUCCCAGGAAAGCUGCGACUGCAAAGUUCAAGAUUUCCAGUGUCGGUGUGGAGUUCGACUGGGCUACUAUUUGGAAUCCCCUUGCGCAGAGUGUCGCGACUCCAAGACAUUGCAGAAAUGGUUCUUGUGCCCAAGGUCUGUGGAAGUGGAGCCGCAUGAACCCGAGGAUCUGCCACCAAAGGAGACGGGGAACCUUGCCGCGCUUCUUGAGAAGCCAAAGGCGACAUCGCUGUGUAUUGAGGAGGACUUCAAUGGUCAUCGGCAUGUUUCAGAGUUUCCAGAACAUGUUGAGGGUGCCGUGGGCGAGCCGGUCCCCAGCCAUUCUGCAAUGAAGUCGCAGCCGAUGUCUGAGACAUUCACCUUGGGAAGACCACGUGCUGGUCAUGACCUGCAAGGUAGAAUCCAGGAAGCCUUCCGUGCGUGCCAGCCCCUCGAAACGGCCACCCCGGCAUGCCGUACCAAGUCCAGGGAGUCAGUCUCGUGUCAGACCGAUUUCGCAAAAGGCGACAACCUGCAGCCGGAUGCCAUGAUCAGUCUGAAGGAGGCACGGUGUGAAGCUCUGGAGGCACAGCUUCGGGUUUCACAGGCUGCAGAAAGUGCAGCCCUAGCCGAAGCUCGGGCAGCGCGAGCAGCCGAGAUACAAGAGAUCGAGGACUGGGACAUCGAUUCCCUCCAGGCACUUCCAGGAAGCCGGCUGGAAUUCGCUCAACGCUUGGCAGAAAAGAGGAUGGAAUUGGAAAGAUGGCAGCAGGCACUGCAGCACAAAAGCCAGCGUCUGGAAGAGGUGGAGAGGACACUUUGCACAGGAGCGAGACAGAAGCCAUCACAGGGAUUCGCCAGCUCCAUGGCGAGCUCCAUGCCGCAACCCACAGCAAAGGACGUCCUGGCGGCCACAGCAAGGGAGGUGUUCGGCACUGCCGAGUUCAUGGCUGGUACAGGCUUCGUGGCAGCAAAGGCUGCGGCCAAAGCGGGACUGUUGGCCUCGCGACUUGUCAUCGCCUUGGCCAAGCCUGUUUUUGGAGGAUUGAAGGCUGCAGGCCGCACCACCGCAAACUGCGUCACUGGCUACAUUCAGUCGGCUUUGGAGAAGGCUGCGCUCGAUGCUCAGCAACGUGAGAUUGCACAGGCCGCUGCCAUAAGAGUCGGUCUUGUGACAGAUGAUGCUGAAACACAGCCUACUGCCAGCCAGCCGAAGCAGAUCACCAGACGAUCAAGUGUGCCGCGAGAUGCAGAGAAGGAGAGAGAACUUGCAACUCAGACUGCCGCCUCUGCUUCGGCAACGUCGGCGAGCAAAUCCGCCGCAUCCAGACGCAUCACUGGCCAAGCCGGCAUACUGAGUUUAGCUCAACAUGAAGAGUCUCCAAUCGGGCACUGCACUGCUUCGCCCGCAGACAAAGAUGUCAGGGAUGCCCUGGCUGGGUUGUUCGUGGCCUUCGACGAGGAUGGUGAUGGCCUGUUGCGUUCGUCAGAAUUUGCCACUGCAAGAAAGCUAGUGGCGUCAACGUUCAAAGCCUCAGAAUCGCAACUUGUGGGUCCAGGUGCCGCUGAUCUAGUGGGAAGGGACGCCUUCGUCGCAACGAUGCUGGCCUCGACACCUUCACAUUUAUCCGCCAGCGAGGUCGUUCAGCAGAUAAACAAAAUGAUUUCUGGAAGCCGUGGCAACUUUGAGAAGUCUGUGAGCGAUCUCCGGCAUGUCAUUGUGCGCAACGUGUCUGGUCUGCCUGAGUCUCCACCAAAGCCUCUUUGGAGGACUGCUACGGGCAGAGGCGCCUUCACACUUCCUCCUGGGGUGGCUAGCGGUCCGCUGAUCGCCCGCAUAGCUUUCAAAGUUAUGCAGUACAUGGCCAUGCGCACUGAAGAUGCCACAUGUAUGGAUGGAGGAUUGAUUUGCCAAGUUGCGAGUCACCGGCAAACGUUCAAGAAGCUUCUGGACAGGGCUGGCGAGAUAGCCGGCGCUCGCGCCCUCCCAUCCGCCGAGGGGAAGUCAGUGGAUCUGUAUCUCAUGAAGUCCUCGGCAGGGGAGGUUUUCCGGGUCUGCCUGCGAAACCUUCAGCUGAGCUCUGGACCAGAUCCUGUGCUUGAAGGGAUCGGUGGUUUUGAUGUCGGCCCCAUAGAGCCAGCAACCAUUCCCAAAGAGCUCUGGGCAGAGAUGUGCCAACCCGAUGGGUUGUGUAGGUCUGAAGCACCCGACCCAAAAGACUGUUGUCCAGAACUCAAACGAAACGAAGGCGACUUCGAUUGGCAGAACGCACCGCUCAUGCUCAAGGUCAUGUCGGCUUCGCGCCACUUUUUUCGUGUUCGUUUCAGCCUGGUUGGCAAUGAGCUUAGUAGUAGAUACAUAGUUCUGAUCCCGAAACUCCGGACCGUAAAGGAGGGUCAUGCCAGAUAUGCCUCGCAUCGCGUGUCUGUACGCGGUCUGACCGAUAGUGCGACGACUGACUUUCAGAGUUUUGUGCUGCUCAACUUGCCGGGAGACCAGCUUUCGCAUCUUGCGGUGGAGCAUGACUUUGUCAACCAGCAAGUCCGGGUUCAGCAGGAAGACACGGUGGCCCGGGCCCGGGAUGGGCUCGAUGCCGUGAUCCCUGUACCCGUCCUUACACCCGAGGAAAGAGCAUCCAGCCUGGCCUGUGACGGGAGAGAGCUUCGCUCACUGCUCUCAAGUCAGGGAUUGGGGCGUUUAGGUGGGGAGCGUGACAUAGCGUACGCCGUUCGACUUGGACGACAUCUCCGUCACGGAUACAAGUAUGACGUGGCAUUGGCGGAGACGGAUCUCAACAGCCUGCCAACCUCCAUUUGGAAGGCAAAGCGAGGCGAUUGUUCCUCCUUCAAUGUGGGCUUCGUAUUUGCAUUGCGAGCGCACCAGAUCCCAGCACGCAUAUCACUUGGCUUCAAGUAUGGGCAGGCUGUGUUCGAUGCAUGUGGGUCAGUGGUGGCUCCACAUGUUCAGUGCGAAUUCUUCGCUGAUGGAAUUGGCUGGAUUCCCUGCGAUGCGACUGCAGGCGUUCAUCGACUGGGACACGAAGCGACCGGCAUGCUGUCCUUCCUCGAGUUUCGAUCCGCCAGCCUCACUGUACAAGAUCUCCAGGAUUUACGAAAAGUCUUUGGGCCAACUGUAGGCCCAGUCGAGCUACAUGAGAACUCACAGCAAGACCCCAGCUCUUCUUCCAAGGAUGUGCUGAAGGCCUCUGAAAUUUCGGACCCCAGUGUUACAGCCUCGCAAUCCAGACAAGUGGCAGCAGCCCACGAGCUCGGAAAGUUCAGGGACCUCCGCACAGCUGAUCCGCUGACAGAUUGCGCACGAGCUGGCGCGAAGAUGUUCGAGGGUGGGCCUUUUCGUGGGCAGCCACUCAAGCUUGGCCAACUGAAUGAAAACAUGUUGGUACCAGCUGAAAUUGAUGCAGUGAUGGAUCACUUGAAAGCUAGACCUCGAUCAGAAGACUGGUCAAAGAUGUGGCCGUACGGUGUCAUUUCCUGCAGCUAUGAAUUUGAGCAGAAGCCCGCAUAA